UAAAAAAAUAGCAUGCAUGCGUUGAAGGAAAACUUUAUGAGAAUGCAAAUAUUUGAGAAUAGUGACCAAAAGGAUAAAUUUUUGAAUGAUGUAAUGAAAAAUGUAGAAAUAUAUGAUACAGAAUCUAUAAGAAAGGUAACUCAAUAUUAUGCUUGGAUUUAAUUUAACUUUUCCUAUUGUAGGCCUUUGAAUAUAUUUUUAAAUAUGAUGGUAUGCUGUAAAAAUAAAUUUAAUAGGUUAACAAAUAGUCGGAUGCAAACAAUAUACAAGUUAAAAAAAUUAUAAUUGAAAUUUUGAAGCAUUUUCGCCUACUUGAAUAAAAUUCGCUUUGUCAUGGAAAUAUUAAACCAGAAAAUAUCAUACUUAUAUUUUAAGAUUAUACCAAUGAAAUAGAGUCAAUUAAUUUUACAAACUAUCUGUUCUAAUAAAAUUAAAAAGAUGAAGAAAAUAUUAAAACAAUAGUCUUAAAUUUAUUGAAUUAAAUUGGUUAUCAAGAAUUAAAUUAAGAUAACAUCAAAAACAAAUCAAUGAGAGACAUCUUGGAAGAAAUUUACUAAAUGUAAUGAUAUUAUUUAAGAGAUAGAAAUCUAGAUGUGGGAAAUAAAUGGUUAAACAAAAUUACUUCUUGGGGUUAGAAUGCGAGUCUUUUUGGUUAGACUGGGUCUGUCAAAGGCUAAGCAAGAAAAAUUAACGAUUGGAGUAUCUAAUUUAAGGGAGAAAUUGAAAAUAAAAUUAGGGAAUUUAAGAAUGAAUAAAUUGAAAUAUUUUAACAGGAACGUGAAGAAAAUUGUAACAUUAAUUGCGAAGAGCAAUUACAAACAGAAGAAGAAUUGAGAUAGACAAAUAAGUAUGAAGUUAGCGAAACAGAUAAUUAAGAUUAGCAAGUGAAAAAUAGGAGUAAAGAAACGAUUGAGUAAGAAUGGUUGAAACUAAUCAAAAAAUAAUAAGAGGAAUUUUUCCUACAACUUACUGAUACCAUUGUACAAAAUACUGUCGAAAAAGUUACUUCAGAAUGUUUUGAUCAUCAAAGUCUCUAAUAAAAGAAUGAGAAAUUUAAAGACUCUUUUAAAGUUAUCAACAAAGUGGAUCUGGAUUUCAUAAUUGACAAAUAUUCUGCAACUAGUGUUAUAAUUCUAGAAAAGUUAUUGGAAAUUUUCAAGGGCAUCUAUACUACUUUUUUAGAAGAAUGGAAAAAAAUUACUGAUUAGCACUACAAAGAGUAUAAGUUUGAUUUCGAUUUAUAAUUUGAGGAUUAGGUUAAAGAACAUUUUGAUGAAUUACUAAUUAUAAUUUUUAAAUACUCAUUUGUUUAACAGAAUUUUGUCAACUAUAACCUUUUGGAAGAGCAGAAAUUAAUUGAAAAGCAAUUUCAUGAGUAUUACGAUGAUUGGAUUUCAUACAAAAUAUUAGAUCUAAUUAACAAUUUAAUAUGAGGAUCAAAAAUGAAGACUUAAAGUGAUAUUUUAUUAUUGAAAUCAACAAUACAC
Paramecium octaurelia is the source of this 1487-nucleotide messenger RNA. NCBI's taxonomy places the organism in Eukaryota, Ciliophora, Oligohymenophorea, Peniculida, Parameciidae. The record is from the annotation of a GenBank genome assembly.